AUGUCAGUCGACGAACGCCUAAUGAAAGUUGAAUCCUCAGCGUACGCCAAAAUCGAAACUACAUAUCCGGUGCAGGCUCCUAUGUCUUUUGCAAAGAAUUUGGCAGCGCUCGCCUCACUGGCUUCUGGAGUCAGCAUUGUAUUGGCAAUAGGAGUUGUUGGCUACAUGUUGAACGACAUCAACAACUUUUAUGACGACGCUUUGAUAGAACUCGAUGAGUUUAAACUCAACGCCAACAGUGCUUGGAGCCACAUGACAGCAUCAAUUCGUGAGGAAUCAGUUCGCGAAGUGCGCAGCGUUUUUCACCGCAAGAAGAAGCAAGCAGGUGGGUCCUGCAAUUGCGCCGAAGGGCCCAACACUUGCCCUCUGGGACCACCAGGACCACCAGGAGAAGCUGGAGCUCCUGGAGAAGACGGCGCACCUGGAGAGGAUGGCGCCUCUGGUUCCAUAGGAAAUGGUGGAAACAUUGGAAACGAUCGCGGGUGCCCGAAAUGUCCCGCAGGACCCCCAGGACAACCUGGCGCUGAUGGUGAGCAAGGACCGGCCGGCUCUGAUGGCACACCUGGACAGCCUGGAGCACCUGGACAAAACGGCCAACCGGGGACACCUGGAGAUCAGGGUGACGCUGGAGCACCUGGAGAUGAUGGCGCACCGGGAGAACCUGGAGCCCCUGGACAGAACGGAAAAUCAGGACGUGGUAAACCCGGCUCAGCAGGACCUGCGGGACCGGCUGGUCCCUCCGGACAGCCUGGCCAGGAUGGUGAAGCUGGUCAGGAUGGACAACCAGGACAACAAGGACCAGAAGGACCAGCUGGAAACGACGGUGCUAAGGGGCAGAACGGUGAACCUGGAAUACCAGGAAACGCUGGAAUUCCAGGAGGAGAUGCCUCAUAUUGUCCAUGCCCACCGCGAACUUCCGAUGUUCCUGUUGUUAGCAAAACUCCUCAGCAGGACACCACUGGUGACUCUGGUUAUGAAAUCGUUGAAAUCGAAGUUCCGGAGGAAGGAUAUGAAGAGGAGAAACCUGCACCAAGUGGCGGCGGUCCUGCUGGCUAUAGCAGGCAACGAGUUGCCGCGAAAAGCGUUCGUAGAGUUCGCGUCUCUAAAGCCGCCUAA
Molecule: messenger RNA, 1116 nt
Organism: Necator americanus (New World hookworm)
Lineage: Eukaryota; Metazoa; Nematoda; Chromadorea; Rhabditida; Ancylostomatidae
Exons: 3
Coding region: 1-1116 (371 amino acids)
Molecular function (GO): structural constituent of cuticle
Source: RefSeq, a predicted model, not a curated record